Molecule: messenger RNA, 375 nt
Organism: Menidia menidia (Atlantic silverside)
Lineage: Eukaryota; Metazoa; Chordata; Actinopteri; Atheriniformes; Atherinopsidae
Source: the annotation of a GenBank genome assembly
AUGGCUCCAAAAAAGGCAAAGGGAGAUGUACCAAAGCCACCGCCGCUGAUUGGAAGGUUUGGCACCUCACUGAAAAUAGGAAUCGUUGGCCUGCCCAAUGUUGGGAAGUCAACCUUUUUCAACGUGCUGACAAAGAGUCAGGCCGCAGCUGAAAAUUUCCCCUUCUGCACCAUUGACCCAAAUGAAAGCAGAGUGCCCAUUCCAGAUGAACGCUAUGAUUUCCUCUGCCAAUUCCACAAACCUGUCAGCAAAAUCCCAGCAUUCCUUAAUGUUGUCGAUAUUGCUGGCCUGGUGAAAGGCGCUCAUGCUGGACAAGGCCUGGGGAAUGCCUUCCUGUCCCACAUCAGUGCGUGUGAUGGCAUCUUCCACAUGACA